This is a messenger RNA of Eubalaena glacialis (North Atlantic right whale), 1407 nucleotides long. RefSeq names its product FEZ family zinc finger 2 (gene FEZF2). Lineage: Eukaryota; Metazoa; Chordata; Mammalia; Artiodactyla; Balaenidae. Gene Ontology annotation, cellular component: nucleus. The coding region runs from base 1 to 1407 and encodes 468 amino acids. The record is from RefSeq and is a predicted model, not a curated record. The transcript is spliced from 4 exons.
AUGGCAAGCUCGGCUUCCCUGGAGACCAUGGUGCCCCCGGCCUGCCCGCGCGCUGGAGCGUCGCCGGCCACUUCCAAGACGCUGGCCUUCUCCAUCGAGCGCAUCAUGGCUAAGACGUCGGAGCCCCGUGCGCCCUUUGAGCCCCGACCCGGGGCACUGGAGGCGGACGGCGGCCAGGGCAAGAAAUUGCUCAACCUCUGCUCACCGCUGCCCUGUAUGAUCCCCCUCCAGCCCCUAGGCUACGAGGUGCCGUCCAAGACGCUGCUCAGUUACUCUGAGCUCUGGAAAAGCAGCCUCCGGGCGGGCGGCGGUGGUGGAGGAGGAGGAGGAGGAGGAGGAGGAGGAGGCGGCGGAGGCGGCGGCGGCGGCGGCGGGGGGGCCCCGGUGUGCGGCGCCAGCGGCUUGUGCAAAACCAACUGUGGCGUGUGCUGCAAGGCCGAGCUGGGCCUGGCGCCGUCUGCGCUACCCGCGGGCAGGGUCAUCAAGCCGCAGGUCAUCAACCAGGCAGUGGGGCUUCCGGCCAGCGGCUCGCUCUACUACUUCAACUACCUGGACUCUGCCGCGUACCCGCCGUCUGAGCUCCUCGGCGGCCACCUCUUCCCGUCCGGCCUCCUCAACGCACAGGCCCCCGCUGCCCUGGCUGCGCACCCCAAGCUCUUUUUGCUGGAGAACGCCAAGUUGGCCGGCCUGGCCGCAGACAAGUUCCCCCAUCCGGCCCCCUAUGCCCAUAAGGAGCGCUUGCCCGCGCCGCUGGAGCAGGUGCUGAAGGAGAACUCAGCCCUGACCGCCGAGCGCGGCGGCGUCAAGGGCCACAGCAAGCUGCCUGGGGGCUCCGCGGACGGCAAGCCCAAGAACUUCACCUGCGAGGUGUGCGGCAAGGUAUUUAACGCUCACUAUAACCUCACCCGCCACAUGCCGGUCCACACCGGAGCCAGACCGUUCGUGUGCAAAGUCUGCGGCAAAGGCUUCCGCCAGGCCAGCACGCUCUGCAGACACAAAAUUAUCCACACCCAGGAAAAGCCGCAUAAAUGCAACCAGUGCGGCAAAGCCUUCAACCGCAGCUCCACGCUCAACACACACAUUCGCAUCCACGCGGGCUACAAGCCCUUCGUCUGUGAAUUUUGCGGCAAAGGCUUUCACCAAAAAGGCAACUACAAGAACCACAAGCUGACCCACAGCGGCGAGAAGCAGUACAAAUGCACCAUCUGCAACAAGGCCUUCCACCAGGUCUACAACCUGACCUUCCACAUGCACACGCACAACGACAAGAAGCCUUUCACGUGCGCCACUUGCGGCAAAGGGUUUUGCAGAAACUUUGACUUAAAGAAACACGUGCGCAAACUCCACGACAGCGGGGGUCCCACCGCCCCCUGCACAAAGGACCUGACUCGGACAGUGCAGAGCUGA